GCCGUUUUUGAGGAGCGUGAUCAGAGAGAAAGGCCGAUGGGGGAUUUCUCAUGCCCGCCCUCCCACGGAGUCGAGGCCAGGGCAUGUUUCUAUCAUCGCUGGCUUCUAUGAGGAUCCUAGUGCUGUUACUAAAGGAUGCAUGUAUAGGAUCUCGUAAGUUUGGAAGGAAGCAGAAGAGAGCAUUUGCCUUUGGUAGGCUUGUGGUGAGAUUGUACAUGUUCCAUUUUCUCUUAAGCAUGAUUGUAGCAACGUGAGCUGCAUGGUGCACUUCCUGUUUGGAAUGCUAUGACCAUCCACCCAGAUGUGCAAGGCAUCAUUGACAGAAAUGCGUAGAUGAGAAUUAUUCUAAACUUUAAAACAACAUUACAUUCAAGGUCAUGCUAACGCGAUGAAGUGAUGCUGGAUAAUUGAGCAACUUCUUAGCUGUGCCAAUUGGACUGGAAUUACCUUAGAAUUUAUUUCCCUUUUCUCUUAAAUAAUUUCUUGUAUAACACUUCUGUUAUUCUUAACUAUCAUUGACUGCUACCUAUUGAUGAAAUUUGGAGUCUUUUUUGGAAAGUUGACUAAUUUUCUUGUGCCUUUUGCAGGGUGGAAAGCCAAUCCUGUUGAGUUUGAUUCGGUUUUUAAUCGGAGUCGCCAUACAUUUGCUUUUGGUAGUCCAGAUAUUGUUCCUAUUUUCUGCCUCAAUGUUCCUCACAGCUCCUGGAAUACAUAUCCCCAUGAAUUUGAGGACUUUGCAUCAGAUGCUGCCUUUUUGGACCAUUGGUCAUUUGAUCAAUUUCAGAGCCUUCUAAAUAGAUCAUAUAAAGAUCCAAAGUUGAAACAGUUACUAUUGCAGGAUAAUUUGGUUGUAUUUCUGCAUCUACUUGGUUGUGAUACCAAUGGUCAUGCACAUCGUCCCUACUCAUCCAUCUAUCUUAACAAUGUCAAAGUUGUAGAUCAUAUUGCUGAAAGUGUUUAUAAUCUUGUUGAAAGCUACUUCAAUGACAACCAAACUGCUUAUAUUUUUACAGCUGAUCAUGGAAUGAGUGACAAAGGAAGUCAUGGAGACGGGCAUCCUAGCAACACUGAUACUCCAUUGGUUGCUUGGGGAGCUGGGAUUCGGAGUCCCAUGUGGUUGCUUCAUAGUAGCCAAUCAGAUGAUGGUUUUCGAUUUGUUGAUGAUCAUGGGCAUGAUUUGCCUACGCCUGUUGAGUGGGGUCUCACUGGCAUAGAAAGAGUUGACGUCAAUCAAGCUGAUAUAGCACCUCUAAUGGCGACUCUAAUUGGUUUACCUUGUCCUGUCAAUUCUGUUGGGAAUUUGCCACUGGAUUAUCUCAGAUUAAAUAAGGCGGAUGAAGUUGAGGCUGCUCUGGCAAAUACAAAGCAAAUUCUGAAUCAAUUCCUUCGCAAAUCAUAUUUGAAGCAGUUGAAUUCAUUGCACUUCAGGCCAUAUAAACCAUUGAUGAAUUAUUCAUCAAUUCUAAGUGAGAUUGAAGAUCUUAUAUCUGAAAGGAAUUUUGAGGCUGCUAUGAAGUCCUCCACAAAACUGAGAAGCUUGGCUCUGACGGGCCUUCAUUACUUUCAAACUUAUGAUUGGCUGAUGCUCAUGACUGUGAUUACUCUUGGGUACAUUGGAUGGAUGGUCAAUCUCAUACUUCAUGUACUUCAGUCAUAUACAUAUUUAUCAGCGAAUGUUUCGCUGAGGAAACAGAAGGUAGCACCUGGAACUGGAAGCACAAUAAAAAGGGUGCAUCUAGGUGGAUGUCUGCUAAUCUGUUUACUUUCCACCAUCAUGUAUUUGGAGAAUGCUCCCCUUCUGUAUCAUGCUUACUUUGCUAUGACUGUUUUUCUUUGGACGCAAAUUUUUAGUAAUGUUCCAUUUUUAAAGGCAGUAUGGAGAGAUAUUGCUAGUAGAAAGCUUGGCUCUAGUAUGAAGCUUCUUUGCAUAUCAACUUUAUCGAUCUUCAUUCUUGAAUGCCUGGUCAGCAGCUUUUCUGAAAGAAAAUUGUACACUUGGUGUUUUCUUACCGUGGGAAUUGUGGUGGCACUAUUUAUUUUCUUGUGUAGGCUUCAAAGAUCUUUUAUGGCGAUUUAUAUAUGGAUGGCAUGCUGGUUCAUAUCCACAUUUACUUUGAUGCCUGCAGAAAUUCCUGAUAACACCAAUCUUGUAAUUCUCAGUGGAGCUCUAGCAGUGUUGAUAGGAAUGGCAGCCAGAUGGUAUGGUUCUAGCAAUAAAUGUGAUAAGUUUUUGUUAUUCUUUACCCAACACGAUACGCGAACCAGAAUUCCUUUGCUUUUUCAGUUUCAGGUAUUUCUGGUUGUGUCGUCAUCAGGGAUGAUCUGGCUGUCUACUUCUCACAGGUCUCGAGAGAAGGAAUUAAUGAUGGCACACCAGUUGAUAAACUGGUCCUUAGCUGGCAUUUCGUUGCUCAUGCCUUUGUUUUCACCACGUGGCCUCUUGGAACGCUUGACCUCUAUCUUCUUGGGUUUGGCACCACCGUUCUUAUUAUUGUCUAUUGGAUAUGAAGCUUUAUUCUACAGUGCACUUUCACUGGUACUUAUGGGCUGGAUUUUAGUUGAAUGUGCAAUUCUGAAUUUGACUGAAGGCAAGGAUGCUGCAGGUCACAUUGAAAGCCUGGAGGUUACAACAAUAAAUAAUAAUGAUGAAAGAAACCUGCAGUUGUUUGACCUGAGGAUUCCUUUGAUAUUUAUGGUCUUGUUUAAUGUUGCUUUCUUUGGAACGGGUAACUUUGCUAGUAUUGCUAGUUUCGAAAUUUCAUCUGUCUAUCGUUUCAUUACAGUCUUCAGUCCAUUUCUAAUGGCUGCUCUGCUGAUUUUCAAGUUGUUUAUCCCAUUUAUGCUAGUCAUAUGUGUCUUUGUUGCAAUAACCAAGCUUGUGCGACUUCCACGGUUGGGGUGUUAUUUUCUUGUGAUCUUAUUUUCAGAUGUGAUGACCAUUCAUUUCUUCUUUCUUGUACGAAAUACCGGAAGCUGGAUGGAAAUUGGUAACAGCAUCAGUCAUUUUGGAAUUAUGAGUGCCCAAGUCGUUUUUAUUUUGAUGCUCUUUGCCCUAACCAAUAUCUACACACGAGAUAUUGAAAUUGGCUACCUGCAGUUAGCUUCACAAAAAGUAAUUUAGUAUAUGGGUGUUCUACUUCAAUGUGGAAGAUCCUUGGUCUUUACAAAAAGCUAACUGGGACGAGGUCAUACUCCUUGCAUUUCUUUCAAUUUUCUUUAGCUUUUCAUAUGGAGCUGUUUUUGCUCCAAGUUUUCUUAGCUUGUUCUCUGAUGCCAUAUCAACAUUUCCCUACUUUUCUGCCAUUUAGGGAUGUUAGCAGUCCAUGAUGAAGAUUUGCCUCUGAUAGCUAUACAUAUAUGAGCUACUUAGAUAAUGAUUAUUGUUUCAUUUUAUAAGUGUUUCGUAUGUGUUAGGUGAACUACAACAGUUUUGAAGUUUCAUUUUUAAUUUUUCUGAAACUUACAAUGAAACGCCAGCAUUUGAUUUGGCAAUGCACGAGGUCAUAUACUGCUUUAUGUAUUACAUUGAAAAAAAUCAUGAAAUGUUACGUUGUAUCUGAAUGCAAACUAUCAGUUGAAUGAGAAUUUGCUUUUUUUGUUUA
Molecule: messenger RNA, 3602 nt
Organism: Dioscorea cayenensis subsp. rotundata (Guinea yam)
Lineage: Eukaryota; Viridiplantae; Streptophyta; Magnoliopsida; Dioscoreales; Dioscoreaceae
Product: GPI ethanolamine phosphate transferase 1
Exons: 18
Coding region: 533-3121 (862 amino acids)
Biological process (GO): GPI anchor biosynthetic process
Cellular component (GO): endoplasmic reticulum membrane
Molecular function (GO): mannose-ethanolamine phosphotransferase activity
Source: RefSeq, a predicted model, not a curated record